This is a messenger RNA of Trachymyrmex cornetzi, 9194 nucleotides long. It is a transcript of the gene pcx, whose product is annotated as pecanex. Lineage: Eukaryota; Metazoa; Arthropoda; Insecta; Hymenoptera; Formicidae. Gene Ontology annotation, biological process: endoplasmic reticulum organization. The coding region runs from base 440 to 7396 and encodes 2318 amino acids. The transcript has 15 exons. The record is from RefSeq and is a predicted model, not a curated record. Gene Ontology annotation, cellular component: endoplasmic reticulum; membrane.
AAUUUUUGGGAUUAUUUCGUGUGUAAUUCGAUUAUUAUCGGUACAAAAAUUUGUUUUACCGGCAGAGGUAGAGUUUCUUAGCGAGCGAGCGAGAAACUAGUGUAAAUUGCAGACUGCAGAGGUGAUGCCUUUCGCAGGCAAGUCGUCGAAGACGUCGCUGUAACGUGACGUUUCGGCCGUUUCUUCGAUUUCCUCCUUCAUUCCGAGCUCCGGAUCAGGUGUAUCUGUGGUGGUGCGGUGGCCGAACCGUCGUGUGUGCGCCAGAUCCAUCGAUUUAACGGGAACACAAAAUAAGAUGCAACGUCGUCUCUCCGUACGUCACGCGUCCGGCCGUGUCGACAAGCUGAUGACACUGAGCGCGAUCGCAAGCAGGAUCGUCGGACGUUAAGACGUUAUGGGAAGAUGGUGAAGCAGCUCAAUUACCUCGGCCACUGGGAGCAUGGGUUCGCAAACGCUGGAGAUCCUGAGGCAGGGCGUCUGGGCGAGCCUAACAGGCGGCUGGUUUUACGAUCCACAUCUCGACAUUUUCUCCAACACGUUCCAUCUCUACAUCUGGCUGUUCCUGCUCUGCCUGCCGUUCACGAUCUACCUGUAUUUCCCUCCUACGUUAUACGUUUGGCUGGCAUAUUGCUCGUCAUUCGUCGCUGUUUUUGGAACAAUAAAGUGUGUAAAUCAUGCUCUGCACUGUGUAUAUGAUACCACCGAAUGUCUAGAAGAACCCAAUCAAACUAUCAGUCAACAGAAGUCGGAGGGCGAGAAGAAAUGGGCGAGCCAUAACAAAUCUAGGGAACAGUCACAAGAUCAAACUAGCCAUGGCAUAGAGCUGCAAGUUUUAAAUGGUAAAACGGACACACCACCUGUAGAAUGUUCAUCACGCAACUCGUUUAUUGAACCAAAUAUACAGAAUUCCGAUGCAGAUAGUAUAACGUCUGAAUAUACUCGGGAUAAAGCUAGCUCGACUAUAGAUUUAAAGGUAGAAAUACAUAGGAAAAACAGUUCGGAAAGCUCGGAAGAAGCUCAACAGCUUAGUAAACCAAUGGUAACCAGCAUCAACGUGCACGAAGCUGAAUUAGUUUCUGCGCAAUAUCACGAACCACGUUCUAAGAAUAUUAUAAAUGAAUGGAAAUUGAAGAGGCAAAAGUGUGUGGUAAUAGCAGAGGAAGAUCGACCGCGUAAAUUAUGUCGACGUUCAUCUGAGGAGUUCAGAAAUCGACAUUCGAAGCAAAGCAAUCUUGGUAAAACGGGAUCCGAAAGCCAGAUAAAGCAAACCAGUUCGUUGGAAUUGACAAAUCAUCGUCAUAUCGGCGACGAUUAUCCAUAUUGGAUGUUAAAUCGGAGCGUUCGCAGACUCAACUCCAAUUCCAUACCAAAAACACGUUUGACGAAUGAUCAUCCACAAAGUUUAGAAAUCAUAUCAAAAAAGGGAGAUACGGACAACAAUAAGAUCUCGUCUCAUCCACAAUCCUUAGAGGUUAUUCCCAAAAAACCGCACCAGCAAUUAGUACAUCCACAAAGUCUCGAAACAAUUGGCGCUACUAGUAAAAACAUAAGUAACACCGACGACAAUAACCUGCCACUUCAUCCCCAGAGUCUUGAAACAAUUAAUACCAAAAAGGUCUUACCACAAAACACACUGAAGAGAAAUCAGCUACAGUUACAACUCUUACCGUAUCUUAGUUUCGGAUCCGAGAUAGUUUAUCCGAUAGCGGAACAGAGUGACGAACAAUUUGCUAAUGAAAGUUCAGAAGAAUUCAGCCUUUGUGAUUCCUACAGUCCAUUACUGACACGAAAAAACAUAAAUGAUGCAAGCGCUACGUCUACUCGAGACAGAAGUCUUAGCGCUGGCAGAUUUGAAGAUAGAUUCUCAAGGUUCAACGACGACAACGGAAUAGAUAAUAACUCUGCAAAUUCUCGAGAUGCUUUAUUAGAAGAGUCCAAAUCUAGAGGAGUUAAAAGGAAAUACAGCAACGCCAAUCAGAACAAUCAUGAGUUUUCGGACGGUGAAAAGAGCAAAGAAAAACAGCGAGAUAAAUCGAAAAACACGGAAGAUCCGCUCAACUCAGGGAGCAUAAUCGGAAUAGAUUGGUUGUUCGAGAGCGGAGAUUGUUCGGGGGAACCGUGGACAAGUAAGAUAUUUUGGACUUUCACUCGCUCUGAUGAUACGGAUACGUCAGAAAGCCUACAGACGGCUAGUACAGAUUAUCUUCAUUCUAAAGAGCCCGAUUCGGGAUCGUCCAGUACAACGACCCUCAGCAUCGAGAACGAGGUAAAGCGGAAUUUGCUGCCACAACUGGAGGUGGACAACACUACCAAGCGUCACCAGGGAGCGAUUCCCAAACAGAGCCGUCCAAAACCCACCGCGCCGGACGCCGCGGACGACAGUAUCGUGCCAAGCGAAGAGCAGCCACGGGGAAAUCUUAAACGUUACAUCCAAGUGCGACGACAAAGAACUAGGAGGCGAGAUACCAAGCUCGAACAAACAAGCGGUUCGAACAACGAAUUGAGUACGUUGCUGCCGAGCCCGGCGUCUCCGUUACUGGCCGCGUUACUAAACAAUUCCGGUCGAGAUCUACCUGGUCAGUCGAACACCACGUCGUCCGAUUUGCGGCUCAGUCGCAAUUCCGAGAAGCGAACUUUUCGGGCCAGGUACGGACGACUAAAACGACAACCCAAUAUAGUUCACCGUGCUAGGUCGCGCAACAUUGCCAGUCGCGAUGAUAACGUUGUGCCGUUAACCGCACUGUUCGGCCUGAUCUCGAGUGGCGAGUGUCAUUUAGCCACUAAUCAGAACGACACUUCGGAAGGAGCGGUGCACUACUUUCGCGACGAUAACGGUCAUUGGUUGGCUUACACCUUCGAUGAGAAAGGUUUAGACGUGACUGCCGCUGCUGCGGCAGCGACAGCGACGCAAAUACCCGCUAAUCCACACAACGAAAAGCUGUUAAAUACCUUACUACGUCAGCAACUCAACCAAAAUAUACAUUAUGAUGCGACUUGGGAACUCGCAGAGUCCCUGAGCAACAGUUAUAGCAGUCUGUCACUCAAUUCUGCUGGUCUGACGGUGAUAAUUGACACGCCACCAGUGCUGUCGAGUCCGGCGAGCAAUCAGACUAAGACACAGAGCUCACCACCAUCAAAUUUGAUCUCCUCGAAUACGGGCAGCUCGAAUCAGUGCACACUCGGCGAAAAUUCGGAGCGCGAGCAGUUCCAUCACACCUUAAUCACGCAUUCAGACUCGAUGGCCGACAGAAAUCGUAGACUGCAAAAUCUACUGGGUAAUCUGAAUCUAAAUCAAUAUCAUUCAGACUUCGGCCGUAUGCCAGUGCUGGCAUUGCCCACGCAGGAACCCGACAUAAACACCAGUCUGUCAUGGAAUCGUUUCGUCGACGGUUUGGAUGGCUCCGAUUCCAAGCCCACACGAACCAGACAUUAUUACAAAUGGAAGAUCGGAAGACUGCCACAUAUUAAAAUACGCUUCGAUCGUCUCGCCUUGCUAGCUCUGCUCGAUCGUAAUUUGACUGUGUUUGAGACCAUCGUUUCCACGUUUCUGGCGGGUGCGGUCGCGGGACUGGGUCUUCUGCUACUGCAACAGGGCUUCUAUCGGGACAUCUUCGCGUUCAUAUUCUGCUUCGUGACAGCCGGCUGCCAGUACUCACUGCUCAAGUCGGUCCAACCCGACGCCGCAUCGCCCACGCACGGCUUCAAUCGCAUCAUAGUAUUCUCUAGGCCCGCGUACUAUAUUCUAUGCUCGAGUCUCAUUUUGAUUUUCAACGAGGUGCUUAGGAACUUUAAAUCGUCCGAUUUUCGGGUAUACGGAUUGCGCGUCGCCGAUUACGAUCUCAUACUGCAAGUGCGAAACAUUCUUCUAAUAUUUCUGCUCUGCUUUCCAAUCAUAUUUUCAUUAGGACUCUUCCCGCAGAUCAACACGUUUCUUAUGUACGUUUGUGAACACCUAGACAUUCAUCUGUUUGGCGGCAACGCGACCACCAGUCUGGUGUCAUCAGUGUACUGUCUGUGUCGCAGCGUCAUCGCAAUUCUUAUUCUUUACGGAUUUGCCUACGGCGCCCUUCUCGAGCCCAAAUCCUCACAGCACAUCUUAUUUUCUAUAUUUAUCGGUCUACUCGUCGCAAUAUCUUAUCAUCUAAGUCGAUCAUCUUCAGAUCCCACUGUGAUUUGGGACAUCCUCAAGACGAAUCUAUGGCCCUUAGAGAUAGGAGAUAGAUACACGGAGGAGAAGGAGGCCAAAAUUAUCGAAAACACGUCGUCAGCACAGACACCUGCAGGUGUGAGUUUCAAGGUGGCCAAGAGCAAAUCGACUGGCAAGAAGAAGGCCGUGAAGAUCAAGGUGAGCGAGCAAAUGUCAGACACUGAGCUGGUGGACCCUUUGCCCGAGAAGUUACGCUCGACUGUGAACUCCAGACUGAAGAACGACCUGAUUGUGUGCACGGUGAUCGGCACUCUAUCUUUUGGAAUUCAUCGUACGACAGUGUUCACCGCUCUGCAACCGGAACUCAACCCGGUGCUAUGGAGUAUCGUGAGCUGCCUGGGCUUUCUUCUGCACUACGUCGUGCCGCAACUACGUAAGCAGCUGCCGUGGCUGUGCCUUUCAAGACCAGUGUUGCGUAGUCAUGAGCACGCACAAUUCGAAGUACGCGAACCGGUGAGGAUCAUGUGGUUCGAGAAGGCUUACGUAUGCCUGUGCUUUCUCGAGCGGAACGUGCUCUAUCCAGUCGUCUUCCUGGGCGCACUCACGGAAUGCUCGUCGAAGAUCGCCGACAAAUUUGGCGAGAGUGUAGGCGCGCUCAUCAUUGUUGUAUGCGGCCUCAAGUCUCUCAGGUCGGCGUAUUCUGACCCGUCCACUCGCUAUCUCGUCCUCGUCUUCGCGGUGCUCUUCUUCCAACUCGACUUCAGAAACUUAAGUGAAACCUUCCUGAUGGAUUACUUCGUCACGGGAAUCGCGUUCGCUAAGAUCUACGAGCUGUUGCUCAAGAUUCGCUUUGUCGUUACGUACAUUGCGCCCUGGCAGAUUACCUGGGGCAGCGCGUUCCACGCGUUUGCCCAGCCCUUCUCCGUGCCGCAUUCGGCGAUGCUCUUCCUCCAGGCCGGGAUCUCUGCUAUGCUCAGCACACCCCUGAAUCCCUUGCUGGGUAGCGCGAUCUUCAUCUCGUCCUACGUGCGACCUGUCAAAUUUUGGGAAAGAGACUACAAGACUAGAAGAGUGGACCAUUCAAACACGCGUAUGUCCUCGCAUCUGGAACGCAAUCUGGGCGCCGACGACAACAAUUUGAACUCAAUAUUUUAUGAGCAACUCACGCGCUCUCUUCAACACAGCUUGUGCGGCGACCUCGCUCUCGGCCGAUGGGGAAACGUGGAGCAAGGCGAUUGUUUUCUGCUCGCGUCGGAUUACUUGAACUGCUUGGUACACAUAGUCCAAUUAGGUAACGGACUGGUGACGUUUCAAUUGAGAGGUCUUGAAUUCCGAGGAACAUAUUGCCAGCAAAGAGAAGUGGAAGCAAUCUCAGAAGGUAUCGAGAAUAAUGACAAUUGCUGCUGCUGCGAAAUGGGCCAUAUGUCGAAUGUACUUAGCGUGAACGCAGCCUUUAGCCAACGUUGGCUCGCCUGGGAAGUUGCCAGCGCCAAAUACGUUCUAGAAGGUUACUCGAUCUCUGACAAUUCGGCAGGUUCUAUGCUACAGGUGUUCGAGUUUCGCAAAGUACUGGUUACUUACUACGUCAAAAGUAUCAUCUUUUACGCCGUGAAAUCAUCCAAGUUGAAGCAGUGGUUAGAAAAUCCAGACAUUAUUCACGCGCUGAAACCCACGCUCGACAAGAACUUCGUCGACCUCGAUCCCGUCUUCAAUGUAAAAAUCGACGAGGAUUUUGAUUUCCGAACGAGUGGCAUCACGCGGAGCAACUUCUGCAAUGUUUACCUCGACUGGAUACAAUAUUGCGCUGGUAAACAAGAUAAGUCGUUGGAUAGAACACGUGAUUCGUAUCUCGUGUCUCUGUGCCUUUCAUUAAGUCUACUGGGAAGACGCGUAUUAGGCGCUGCGUCUCACAACACAUUAUCAAACGUUGAAUUUUUUCUCUAUGGAUUGCACGCGUUAUUUAAAGGAGAUUUCCGGAUAACAUCGUUUCGCGAUGAAUGGGUGCUGCUUGAUGUCGAUCUCUUGCGCAGUGUAGUCGCGAAGGGAAUAAGAAUGGCCUUAAAACUCCACCAGGACCACUUUAUGAGUCCAGAACAGUACGUCGAAUCAGCGGCGCUCUACGAAGCCAUCGACAAUCAUGAUCAGAAUCUUGUUAUCAGUCACGAAGCGGAUCCGCUUUGGAGAAAUGCUGUAUUAAGUGGAGCACCCAGUCUGCUAGCACUCAGACAUGUGCUUGAUGACGGCAUAGACGAGUACAAAGUGAUAAUGCUCAACAAGCGUUACUUGAGCUUCCGAGUGAUCAAAAUGAACCGCGAAUGCGUCCGUGGACUUUGGGCUGGCCAGCAACAGGAACUGGUGUAUCUGAGAAACAGAAAUCCGGAGCGCGGCUCGAUACAGAACGCUAAACAAGCUCUAAGAAAUAUAAUCAACAGUUCUUGUGACCAACCGAUCGGGUAUCCGAUUUACGUCUCUCCUUUGACGACCAGCUACGCUGAGACUAACGAACAUUUGUGCUCGAUAAUCGGAGGGCCAUUGACUUUCGGUACUAUAAAAAGCACUGUGUUGAAACUAUGGAGAAGAAUAAGAAGGAGAUGUGGUCAAGGUUGUUCCUCGGGCGGUACUGGUUCCCAAGAUGAUGGAGGCUUCGGAAAUGAUGGAGUAUACGCGAUGACUACAUACAACAUACACUCUGGCUAUACUCAAUCGGGUCACAACACUUCCGGUUCUCAAUCAAUGGAGUCUGGCUGUCAAAUCGGCGGUUCGACUGGUCGGGGUUCCCUCGGUCGUGCAAAUACGGGUUCUCUCGGUGGUAACAGAGGCUCGCUAGCUUCCGUCGGGAAGCCAACCAGCUCGACACUCGCCAGUUUGGCCGGACUUCUCAGUAAUAAUGAUAUUAAAAUGGAGACGAAGAGCGAGACGAGUUUCUCCAGCAAGCUAGAAAAGGAGGAAGUUUUUCAAAGAGUUCGCAUUAUGGACCCUAAUCAAGUAUAUGACGCCAUUAAUUUGGGUCGACGUAUAGAUGUGAUUUGGCCGGACGAAAGGAUGCGACAGCAAGGUGGUCGUUCCGGCUGGCAACAUUGGGUACCAGAGAGAGGCAUGGAGGGUUGCGUAGUUCAUCGCUGGUCGCCGAAUCAUCGCGACCCCAAUCGACGAUCGCAUGUCGACAAAGUCAUCCUGCUCGUGAAGAUCGAGGACAAGUAUGUGCCCAUAGCCGAACAAGGCGUACGCGAUCUGGGAGCGGAGGUUUAGCAUAACAUCUCCGAAACGCGUCAACACACAGUCAUCAUUUUUGUACACUUGUUCUACCGACCUGCAGACUUGCGGACGUAUUCCAUACGUAUCGACUGCUGGCCAUCAGCAGUCCGAUUUUCACUCGAAAGUCUCGCCUGGCAUCAACAAAACACGUGGAAAUUAAUGUCUAAUGCGAAAUGUAUCAUACUGACAAUGUCGAACACUAGUUACCUACUUCCACGAAGUCAAUACUCGCCAUUAGAUCGUAAAUUGAAGGACUCGGAUCAACGACAUGCUCAAUCACGUGAGAUCCUUAACUUAUUUCGAUUAACAAGUUUCACUGUGGUUACAGUCGCAACGUUUAGCGUCUCGUUUCUCCUACUUUCUUUUCAGGGUAUCGAAGAAUUUGCGAUAUUUUUCACUUAUUUCGCUAUAAGAUUGUCCGUGAAACUUUCUUCGUGUCUUUCUCCUAGCAUGUUGUUGCCGCAAACCCCUUCGAUUUGGUCUCAUUUUUAUUGAUAUUGUACUUAGAAGUUUUACAGAUACGAUUCUAUAAUAUUCCUCGUCAGAUUCAAUGUCCUGUUCUUUUCAUCUUGAUCGUCAUUGAAUCGCUAAAGUUUCGGACAUUUCGAUGCGAAACUCAAAUAUGUUGCAAGAAUUGUAGAGACUGUACAGAGAGAGAGGAGACAGAGAGAUACAUACAAAUAUUUUGUCACCUUGUAAGUACUAUGAAUACAUAUAUUGUUAUUUCUCACGAAUUGCAUGAGAAGAUAAAAUGCCAAUCGCCAAGUUAUUCAAUGCAAUCCGAAUUGUAUCAUGUUGUACCAUAUAUACUGUAUAUUAAAAUAUGAUGAUAUAUUAGUUCAUUUAUGGGACGGAACAGAUGUUACUUGUUGCCCAAUAUAUCUAGAUUAUUUACUAUCGGUUAAUAGAUAGAAAAGGUAGCGUCCGGGCGCAUUCCUCUUCCACUAAUCUGAUGUAAAUGCGAUAUAUAUUUUUUGGCGGUGAAAGAAAGGAUAAAAAGAAAAGAACGAAUCACAAAAUAGAAGUAUAUUAUUUAUGGAUAUGUAAUAAUGUAUCAUAUAGACGAGAGGAAACCUCUUUAAAUGUACUAUUGCUGCAUAGCAAAUACAACAAGUGGCAUCGAUAGGAUUAAUUGUAUAUAAAAGUGUUAUUCGUGUUUUUCUACAUUUUGUUACGAUUCUCUUUUUUAAAAAGUAAGAUCAUUGUAGAUAUAUAAAUUGUAUAUACGUCGUUAUAUGUCGUUCAACGCCGCAUUGUCGCAGACUUUAAAGCGUCCAGGAUCUAUUCUACUUGAGUAUACAUAUAAUUUUGCGGGGUCACAAAGUCGCUCUAGCAGGACAUAUCGGCGUGAACUGAAAUAGCGGUGUCAUCUCGUUCAUUUCCACGUCCGUGCCCAUGUACAAAAGCUCUCGAAUUUGUGCUUGAUAUUACUUAAUUACUCGCAGGAUUGUUAGUCGACAGUGCAUUUACGUCCGAUGGAUAUCUCGUUAGAUAUUAUAUAUUGAUGAUAUCGUAUAUUGAGUGCACUGAUGUAAUAUUCCAUCGGGCAACGAAGUGUAUGUAAUGUUAUCCUUAAGAGAAAGUUACGAAUCGUUUCUUUUUUUCUUCUUUUUCUUCUAAUUUUGUAUAUAAUCUCUGUAAAUCAAUUUCUGCUUCACUUGUUUCCUUAUAAAUGUUAUAUACGAAUUAGAGACGUAGAUACUGGUUAUUUAAAUAAUAAGAAACGCAAGGUUGCUUGCAAAAAAUAUGCUUGAAUCUGAAGCACUUAACUCGUUCGUUCGUUAUCGUGUAG